Messenger RNA from Gregarina niphandrodes, 750 nucleotides. RefSeq lists its product as hypothetical. Bases 1 to 750 code for a protein of 249 amino acids. Lineage: Eukaryota; Apicomplexa; Conoidasida; Eugregarinorida; Gregarinidae. The record is from RefSeq and is a predicted model, not a curated record. The transcript has 2 exons.
AUGGGAGGUUGUUCCAAAUUGAUCGUUGCUGCCUCCAUGGUUGCUUCGUCGUUGGAUGUAUCGUUGGUUGGUGAAUCGUGUGCGUUACAGGUUGAGAUGGCUUGGUUGCAAGAUGGUUCUGCUUCUUUUGUUCCCUUAUUGGGGGACCUGAUUAGCUACAGUGAGACGUUAUUUGAUGAGUUAUCUAAUGGUUAUGAUUCUUUUCGCUUGGGCAUCGCUACCUUUGUGGACAAGCCAUCGCCUUUUCGAGGUGUAGGUAACGGCCGAGGAAUAUCCCCUGAUCAGGGUGAGUAUGAUUACUGUUACAAACGGGCGGUUCCUCUGUCGUCGGAUGUGGACGCCAUCUCCGAGGGGUUCCAGACGGUGACGGAACUCCGAGGAGUUGGAGGUGACGGACCUGAGAACCCAUACGAAGGGUUGCUGUACUUAGCACAAGAUGGUUCCAUGGGCUUCUCCAGCCAGUCGGACGAUACCAGCCAGUCGGACGAUACCAGCCAGUCGGACGGCAAUAACCUACCCAUUGCCGCACGCAUCGUACUUAUUGUCACAGACGAUCUACCGCACUACGAGGGCGACGCCCAGUUGGGCAUUGACUGGUGGAACCCUAACUCGGGUGUAGAACCUGAGUCGCCCCACUUUUGGAGUCCUGAAUUCAUCAAUACCAAUCUGUACUAUCCAAACGAUAGCCCCGCUAUCUACGACCCCGUCAGCAACGGGACAGGCAUUGCCAGUUCGCAACCUCCGUCUUAG